AUGAAAUUCUUUAAUAUUGUUUUUAUUGGUCUUGCUGCUUCAGUUGGAGCAAAAUCUAUUGUUAGUCGUUCAGCUGGAUACGGUGAUGAAGCUGUUACACCAGCCCCAGCACCUCCAGCUCCUGCUCCAGGUUAUGGCGCUCCAGCUCCAGUAGCACCUGCACCAGUUGAAACUGUUGUUACAGAAACCAAACAAGAAUACAAUGCCGUUGUUGAACCAGCAAAAGUUGAACAAUCUGGAUAUAGAAAGAAGAGAGGAGCUGCAUAUGGUGAUGAAGCUGUUACUCCAGCCCCAGCACCAGCUCCAGUACCAGAAGCACCAGCACCUGGAUAUGGUGCACCAGUUCCAGCUGCUCCAGCUCCAGCACCUGUUGAACAAACAGUUACAGAAACCAAACAAGAGUACAAUGCCGUUGUUGAACCAGCAAAAGUUGAACAAUCUGGAUACAGAAAGAAAAGAGGAGCUGCAUAUGGUGAUGAAGCUGUUACACCAGCCCCAGCACCAGCUCCAGUACCAGAAGCACCAGCACCUGGAUAUGGUGCACCAGCUCCAGCUGCUCCAGCUCCAGCACCUGUUGAACAAACAGUUACAGAAACCAAACAAGAAUACAAUGCCGUUGUUGAGCCAGCUAAAGUUGAACAAUCUGGAUACAGAAAGAAGAGAGGAGCUGCUUAUGGUGAUGAAGCUGUUACACCUGCCCCAGCACCAGCUCCAGUACCAGAAGCACCAGCAUCAGGAUAUGGUGCACCAGCCCCAGCUGCUCCAGCUCCAGCACCUGUUGAACAAACAGUUACAGAAACCAAACAAGAAUACAAUGCCGUUGUUGAGCCAGCUAAAGUUGAACAAUCUGGAUACAGAAAGAAGAGAGGAGCUGCAUAUGGUGAUGAAGCUGUUACUCCAGCCCCAGCACCAGCUCCAGUACCAGAAGCACCAGCACCUGGAUAUGGUGCACCAGCUCCAGUUGCUCCAGCUCCAGCACCUGUUGAACAAACAGUUACAGAAACCAAACAAGAAUACAAUGCCGCUCCAAGCCCAAGUGUCCCAGAAACUCAACCAUCAGGAUAUUAA
Molecule: messenger RNA, 1068 nt
Organism: Strongyloides ratti
Lineage: Eukaryota; Metazoa; Nematoda; Chromadorea; Rhabditida; Strongyloididae
Exons: 1
Coding region: 1-1068 (355 amino acids)
Source: RefSeq, a predicted model, not a curated record